Messenger RNA from Eimeria necatrix, 1419 nucleotides. RefSeq lists its product as hypothetical. The transcript is spliced from 2 exons. NCBI's taxonomy places the organism in Eukaryota, Apicomplexa, Conoidasida, Eucoccidiorida, Eimeriidae. Bases 1 to 1419 code for a protein of 472 amino acids. The record is from RefSeq and is a predicted model, not a curated record.
AUGACUGCCAAGGCCACUGCCGCUGCGGCUACGGGGCCCCCGGGGGCCCCUGGGGCCCCACGGGCCUCCACGCUCACUUUGUGUGGGCAAGAGCUGCAGCAGCAGCAGCAGCAGCAGCAGCAGGAGCAAGUUCAGGAGCAGCAGAAGCAGCUGCUGCUGCUGCAGCAGCAGCUGCAGCAGUACCAAAUGAGGCUCAGGCGGAGGUGCCCCUUGGGUACUGUUGGCUGCGAAUGCGCGGAAGUUGACGCUGCAGUUGACCUGCUGACAGCAGCAGGAGAUCCUGCUGCUGCUGCUGCUGCUGCUGCUGCUGCUGCUGACGACUCACCAUCAGCAGCAGCAGCGGCAGAGCCAGCAGCAGGAGCAGCAGAAGUAGCAGCAGCUCGAAAGCUACUGGACCGCUUUGUGUGGCGGCGUGGGUCCUGGCGUCGCUGCAUUGCAGCUGUUGCUGCUGCUGCUGCGCUGCAGCAGCAGCAGCAGGAGUGCCCUGCGCAGCUGCCGCUGCUCUUUGCUUGUUCAAACAGCAGCAGCAGCAACAGCGCAAGCAGCAGCAGCAGCAGCAACAGCGCAAGCAGCAGCAGCAGCAGCAGCAACCAAUGUAGACCAGCCUUUGGACCCUCCAGUUUCGAAGCUGAAGGUGCAAAGGCUUCAGCAGCAGCAGACGCUGCUGCUGCUGCUGCUGCAGAUGGCGCAGCAGCAGCAGCAGCAGCAGAUGGUGAUGCAGUAACAGCCGCGGCAGCGAGCGCCACCUCUGCAGCAGCAGCAGCAGCAGCAACAGCAGCACCAGAUAGCGGCUCAGCAGCAGCAGCAGGAGCAGCAACAGAGAGCAGCACAGCAGCAGCAGCAGCAGCAGCAGCAGCAGCAAGAACGCGAAAACUUCUGCUGGGGCGCUGCAUAUUUGCUGCUCGGGCGCUGCGGCUGCUGUCCCGGAAAAGCCUGCCGUGGCUGCAGGUGCCCCCGCUUGCUGCUGACGCUGCUGCUGCUGCUGCUGCUGAUGCAGCAGCAGCAGAAGUGGCAGCAGCAACUCUCGAGCCGCCCGUUCACAACAACUUGGAGUGUGUCUGUAUAGACACCCAGCAGCAGCAGCAGCUGCCGCAGCAGCUGCUGGCAGCAGAGCCUGUGGGGCCCUCGCUGCUGCUGCACCGCAGCUGCGUCUCCCUCAUCGAAGCCUGCUGGUCCUGCUGCUGCAGCAGCAGCAGCAGCAGCAGCAACGCGUGGAUUCCUCCCCUUGCUGUCUUGGAGGAGCUCAGCAGCAGCAUAUCAGAGGGCGCAGCAGCAGAGCCCGCUGCGGCGGUGCAUGCGUUUGGUGGCUCUGGGGCUGCAGCAGCAGCAGCAGCAGCAGCACGACGAAGAGGUCUUGCUGCUGCACCGCCACCUGCUGCAGCUGCUGCUGCUGCAGCACAUCAUCACAGCAGCAGAUGA